AUGUUACCGUUCGUGCUCAAUCUCUCUAAGAGCAUGAACCCACCCAACCAAAAUGACAGGCCUCCCGCUCCACCCGCUCCGCCCGCCGUGAUUCUGGCCUCCUCGUCUCCAUUUCGUCGGAAUCUGAUGCGCUUGCACUUUCCGGAUUUGUUCUAUUCUCAAGCGGUGGCUUUCCUCACGCCCGAAGUGGAUGAAAGAGCAUUGGGCGUGACUCGAGCCCGAGGCCAUGUGUCAAAAGGUGGCCGAGGCCAAAAUGGACUGGAUUUGGCCAACAAGGAGGCUGAGUUGGUGGGUGCCCAGAUCUUGAUCACUUGCGAUAUGGUGGUCAAAUACCGAGGCCAAGCUUUGGAAAAACCCACGUCCGAUAUAGAAGCGCGGGCGUUUCUGCAAAACUAUCGCGAUCAUCCGUCCGAACCCGUUUUUUGCAUCAAUGGCAUUUGUUACGUGACCUGA
This is a messenger RNA of Tigriopus californicus, 453 nucleotides long. Its product is annotated as 7-methyl-GTP pyrophosphatase-like. The transcript has 2 exons. Gene Ontology annotation, molecular function: nucleoside triphosphate diphosphatase activity. The record is from RefSeq and is a predicted model, not a curated record. NCBI's taxonomy places the organism in Eukaryota, Metazoa, Arthropoda, Copepoda, Harpacticoida, Harpacticidae. Bases 1 to 453 code for a protein of 150 amino acids.